Gregarina niphandrodes is the source of this 801-nucleotide messenger RNA. RefSeq lists its product as hypothetical. Lineage: Eukaryota; Apicomplexa; Conoidasida; Eugregarinorida; Gregarinidae. The record is from RefSeq and is a predicted model, not a curated record. The transcript is spliced from 2 exons. Bases 1 to 801 code for a protein of 266 amino acids.
AUGGGUGUGGCGGAUGAUCUUUUACCUCUAGUGUGUCGCGAUGUGUGCACUCUUACGGAACUCCCGCCGCGGCGGUUCUGGUACAGCUUCAUUUGUAUCCUCCAGCAAGCCUACCAAAACUCGUUACGACACCGAUCCUCGUACGCCCCCUCCACCUCCACCUCGACCAUGCCCACAACAGCUGACAGCUCGCUUGACCAAGCUGGCAGCCAACCCCCCUCCCGCAGUGAGCUCUGUUCCAGUGCUAUACAAGACCUUGAACCCGCUCUCGAAGACACCGCGACGACUGCCCCAACGGCGGAGACAAACCCAACCACGGACCUACAAGCGGCCCUCACAUAUCGUAAGCAAUUGAGCUCAGAUGACUCGAACUACCCAAUCAUACAAGACUAUUCAACCCUACAAAACAAACUUUUAUCGCCUGAUGAAUUGACCUGUACGUGGGAAUGCGGGCUUGCCAGACUUGUGGCCCAAGCAAUCGAACGACUGGUGAACCUGCUUCAGGCGUUCAUCGACAAUAACCCUAACAAAGUGAAUAGCGAGCAUAUGCAAAGAUCAAUGUUCUAUCUUGGCAUCUGCGUUGGGAUCGUGUGUGGAGUGGGAGAGUAUAGUCGCAUUCCGGAGCAACGCCGGUUAGUGGUUUUGCCAGCCGGGGGCGCCUGCGGACUCUUGACGAACGAAUGUCGCGAAAUGACCAAGUUUCGAUCGAGCUGCUGGGCCACGGUGCUGCUGUACAAGACGGCCCUGCUGCGAGCAGAACAAGCAUCAGGUGUCCGUCUGGCACUGCUGCUCGACGAUUGA